Molecule: messenger RNA, 1018 nt
Organism: Lampris incognitus (smalleye Pacific opah)
Lineage: Eukaryota; Metazoa; Chordata; Actinopteri; Lampriformes; Lampridae
Gene: gpatch11
Product: G patch domain containing 11
Exons: 8
Coding region: 75-881 (268 amino acids)
Cellular component (GO): kinetochore
Molecular function (GO): nucleic acid binding
Source: RefSeq, a predicted model, not a curated record
AUCGGCGGCGGCGGCGGACGGCACGGGCGGAAGGUUAGUACUGGAACGCAGUGGUUCCGUCCAGCGCGGUCAGGAUGUCGGACGAGGAGGAGGAGGACUACAUGUCGGACACGUUUCUCAGCAAAAUACAAGAUGUAAAGCCUGGAGUGCCAAUGGCGAGGCGAGCAAAAGAGGCAAUGAGGAGAGAGGUACUGCAAAACGAAAAGAAUAUCAAGAACCGUCAGAAGACAUACAAAGAACAAGAAAACGAGAGCCGGGAAGCAGCCUUGAAUAACUCCAUUUGCAACGAAAAUAAGGGAUUUGCACUUCUGCAGAAAAUGGGUUACAAAGCUGGACAAGGCCUUGGAAAGGAGGGAGCAGGGAGAGUUGAACCAAUCCCCCUCAAUAUCAAAACUGACAGAGGUGGCAUUGGAAUGGAAGAAGUGAAGAAGAGAAAAGCCAUGGAAGAACUUGAACAUUAUCGUCGGAAAGUACGGGCCAAACAACAGAAUGAGACGAAAUCUGUGGAAGAUUUUAGGUUUAGGGUAAAAACUGAGAGAGAAGAGAGAAAGAUUGAAGGAGAUCUCAGGAGGAGUCAGCGGGCUUGUGAGCAGCUUGAUAGCCAGAAGAACAUCACCAUUCCGAGAGAGGACUGGUACUGGCCUAAGCAAGAGGCUGAGGAGGAAGAUGAUGCAAAUGAAAAGCAAGACGGGAAGGAGGAGGAGGAGGAGGAGGAGGAGGAAGAUGACAUAGUGGAAUUAACUACCCUGGAUAAGCUGCAAAUUUUGACCUCUUAUUUAAGAGGCGUCCAUUUUUACUGCAUAUGGUGUGGAACCACUUAUAAUGAUGAAGAGGACUUGUGCUCUAAUUGUCCUGGAGAUACAGCUGCAGACCAUGAAUGAGUGAUGUACAGGGUUUGGGUGUGAGGUUUACUGUUAGGUAAAGAGUGGUUCUUAUUUGUGAAUCUUGAUCAUUUUAAAUGAGACGUCUCAUGGUGUGAGAUACAUUUUUUACACUUAGCCCCUUGACGUUUGCUAUU